Molecule: messenger RNA, 1031 nt
Organism: Magnolia sinica
Lineage: Eukaryota; Viridiplantae; Streptophyta; Magnoliopsida; Magnoliales; Magnoliaceae
Exons: 3
Coding region: 113-820 (235 amino acids)
Source: RefSeq, a predicted model, not a curated record
AGAGACGGAGAGAGAUUUUCGAAAACCCUAGCUAUUCUUCUCAUUAUUUAGGCCGAUUUUCCAGCCGUAGGAUUUCGCUGGCAAAGAAGUGUCCGGGUUCUGGACGGUGAAGAUGAAGCGGAAGGAUCUGGAAGAAGCGUCCGACGAGUCCUCGGAUUUUCCCUUCUCUUCUCCCGCCAGGAAAACCCUUAGACUGGAUGCAGAGAUGCCUCCAAUCAUGGAACAAGAAGCUGUAAAUCCUCUGGGUUUUGACCAAUUGUUACCUGAAGAGCACCUCAUGGGUAGCACACAGCAAUCAGUAGCACCAAUGGAAGUGGCAGUGCCAUCUCUUCCUUCAAACAAAGAGAUGGCCCUUGUUGUCUAUAAGCCAUUCAACAAUCCAUUGCUGCAACCUAUGAAGUCACCAAAUCUAUCUUUUAGGGUGAAUACAGAUCUGAUUCGAGGUCUGAAAAAUCGAGUUUUAUGGUCAGGGCAACCGACCGUCUUCAUAACAGGGCAGGAAGAAGAAGAGGUACCCAACCACGAAAAGCCAGCAGCCACCAGUGACUGCCUAGCUGUCACCCCUUGGGUGCCAUCUCAGCUGCCAGAGACCCAAGGAGUCGAGGAUUCUGCAAUGGAUGAUGGAUUGUCAGAGCCUAUGGAGGCAGAAGAAGUGGGUAUGGAAGUUGAAGAAACGAAUGUGGCCAGCAGUGAAGGGCAAGAAAUAACAGUUGCUGCUGGAAUGGGAGGAGGUGAAGGCCUACAGCAGUGGCAGCAACAGCAAUGUAUAACCCCACAGAUCCUCCAAAACAUGUCCACUCCAAUCACAUGGUCUUGGUGAAAGACUGCAGCCCCUGCUGCUCCAUUGUUGUGCAGGAAGGCAGAUUAUUAGAAGGAAGAAGGUGUGUUGCCGAAAUUCAGUGAGGGCUAUUAUGGGAGAAAAUGCCUAUUUAGGCUGUACAUGAAUAAACUAACGAUGAAAUGUUCUCUGUUACUGGGAAAAAAAAAAAAUUUCAAUCCAACGUGAAGCUUAAAUGAUUGAAUAUUUUUCA